This is a messenger RNA of Pseudozyma flocculosa PF-1, 2871 nucleotides long. RefSeq lists its product as uncharacterized. Gene Ontology annotation, molecular function: DNA replication origin binding; single-stranded DNA binding. Gene Ontology annotation, biological process: DNA replication initiation. The record is from RefSeq and is a predicted model, not a curated record. The transcript is spliced from 2 exons. The coding region runs from base 1 to 2871 and encodes 956 amino acids. NCBI's taxonomy places the organism in Eukaryota, Fungi, Basidiomycota, Ustilaginomycetes, Ustilaginales, Ustilaginaceae. Gene Ontology annotation, cellular component: replication fork protection complex.
AUGGCCUCGAUAUCGGCCCCAUCGUCCUCGGACGACGUGCUGAAACAGCUGCAGCGCAUCCGUGCCAAUCUCGCCUCGGCUGACGUUGCCGCCCCGCCGCAACACCGCUCGGUCGUCGCGCCCGCCUCGCCCUCGAAACACCGCCCCUCGCCCUCGAUAAUAUCGGCAGAGGCAAAGCGGGGCGCGAAGCUGCUGCAGCAACAGAGGCAGGAUGCCCUCCAGUACGCCACCGCCAGAGCACAGGCGCUCACCGCCGCCGCAGCAGCCAGGUCCUCUCCAGGCGACACCUCAGCUUUCUCCAACAUGGACCACGCCGCGCGCGGCUCCAGCUCAGGCGGCCCUUCUUCCUACCUGACCAUCGCAGAACGCACUGCUGCCGCACAGCGCAGGCGACAAGAAGCUGCCGCACAAGAGGAGCGUGCCAGGCAGAUGCGCGAUGCCGCCGCCGCACGCGCCUCGAUGAGAUCCGCCGGUUUCAACGAGUCGCCUCAGCCCCGGCAAGGGCCGGCCGCAGGCUCAUCUGGCUGCGACAUCCUCGAUGCGGCGGCACAGCAACAGCAGGGCCCUCAGCGCGACGAGCGCCUAGCCCUGGUCGAAUCCCUCGAGCCCGGCCCACCGCAGCUCCCGCCCAGGCGGCAGGAGGACGACUACGACAAGCUCGAACCCUACUCUGGCACCCGUCUCAGCUCCCGCCGCAUCUCGCACGACGACGUCACCGACUACCUGCAGGGGCGCUACUACAUCCCACCUUCGAUGAUUUACUCGGUGGCCAGGCCCACCUACAAGGACGUGGACCCUACAGAGUCCAGGCGGGCGGGGUACGGCAAGGACAGCGGGCGCGACGGCGACUACGAGAUCCCGGUCGACGGCGAUUGGCUGACGAUCGCCGUCAUCGCCGAAAAGGGACCCCUUCUCCAUACGAAAUCAAUGUUCGGGAGCGACGAUGAAGGCAGCGACGAGGAGGGCGGGAGAGGUCCCGGCGCAAACAAGGGCGGCAAGGGGCCGCUGGCCUUCCGCGAGGUGGCGAGGGGUGCCGACGGCAAGCUGCGCCUCGAGCUCGACGAGGGCGACGAGCGCAUGACUGCCUCGGAGCGCGCCAAGCUCAGGCGAGCCAUGCGACGGAACGACGCCGAAGACGAGCUCGAGAGGGAGCGCAAGAGGAUGGCGGGCCGCUCGCGGCUGUUCAACAUCAUGCAGCUCGUCGACCUCGGCACCAGCGGUCAGAAGGCGGCGUCGGGCGACCGCCAGCUCAAGCUCAUGAGCUUCGAAGCCGACGAGGUCGACGAAAACAUGCGACCCCUCAACUCGGAGCGCGCCGACAUCCAGCGCCACCUCGACGCGAUGCGGCGCGACAAGCGAAGGUUCGUCAACGGAAGCAGAGGCGCAUUCGAACUGCUGCACAAGCAGACGCCGGGCACGCUAGUCGCCAUCCUCAACCCCAGAAUCACACAGCCGAGGUACAAGAAGGACAAGAUCCUCACGCUCAAGCCGCGCUCGGCCGAGGACAUCCUCAUCAUUGGACAGACGCGCGACCUGACGACGUGCUGCACAAAAAAGCGCGACGGCUCCCGCUGUGGCAACUAUGUCGAUGUCCGGCUGCGCAGACAGGGAACGACCGGGAAGAAAGCGGCCGAAGAUAUGGUCUGCGACUACCACCUCACCCAGUCGAUUGGCGGUAUGCAAAGGGGGCGCAUGGAGUUUGCCAACUCAACCAACGGUCUAGGCUCCUUGCCGCCCGGGGCGCGGAGUCAGCGAGGCAGCAGCGGUGGCGGGGGCGGCGGUCUCGGCGAUGGGAAAGCUGGAGGUUGGGGCAAGAGGGGCGGCGGCGCGGGUGGCUCCCAACCGUAUCAAACCAGGACGUUUCAGCCGCGCCACGGCAACAUGGAUGAAGGGCUGUCGUCCAACGCCGGCAGGACGUUCACCGUCGAGGCCAGCCAGCCCGUUGCCGAGGGCAAGCCGACGGACCCGGAGAGUUGGCGGUUCGACAUUGGCGACAAGCUCGGGCGCGGUCGGAGCGAAAAGGAGGCGAGGCUGCGCAAGCAGAUGGAAAAGGACGAGCUCGAGCGGCGCAUGCGCGCACGGUUUGGCGACGCCGUCAUGCCCAACUCGCACCCAGGGGUUGCCAUGAGAAAGAGGGUGAUCGAGGUCGACGACGGGGACGAAGACGGCGGCGAUGACGACGAUGACGAUGACGACGACGAUGAACAGGUCCUGCCUGGCUCGCCGAGUCAGGAUCGUUCGCAAUCGCAGUCGAGACGACCAAGGAAGCGCGAUGGGCUGGAAGCCGCGGCGGCCAAGCUGAUAGAUCCACAGGGCUCGGCGGCCAAGCUGCUCGAAGAGGCCAAGAGGACGAUUGAGGAGCGCAAGAGGAAGGCCGAAGAGACAAAAGCAAAGGCGCUCGAGAAGCGGCGCAAGAUCCUCGGCAUCAAGUCGACGGCCGCUGCGCCCGCCGACAAGGGCAGGAGCAAGAGCAGAUCGGCCUUGGAUCCACUGACGAACGGGGCUGGACGGGACUCGCGUUCGGCGCUGCUGGACCGUAUCAAGAAGCCGUCGUGCCUGCCCCGACCUCCGACGGGGGCACAGCUCAAACUCAAGAAGCAGCACCGCCCGAGGUACAAGACCUUCGACGAGGGCGACGGCAAGGGCCAUACGCACGGAGCACGCAGCGGCAGCGGCGGCCGGGGCGAGGGGGACAGUGGAGCGCCUUUGGAACUGUUGCAGGGCAUCGACUUUGACUCGGACGGAGAGAGUGAUGCGCUCGACUUGGACUUCCCUACCGUCAAGCGGCGCGGAUCGGCACUCGGCAGCGGGCCGUCAGCCAAUGCCGGCAACGACCAAAGCGACGACGAGGAGGAUCUCGAGAUAUUUUAG